This is a messenger RNA of Electrophorus electricus (electric eel), 1150 nucleotides long. RefSeq names its product macrophage immunometabolism regulator (gene macir). Lineage: Eukaryota; Metazoa; Chordata; Actinopteri; Gymnotiformes; Gymnotidae. The record is from RefSeq and is a predicted model, not a curated record. Gene Ontology annotation, biological process: negative regulation of fibroblast migration; negative regulation of cytokine production involved in inflammatory response.
CGUACACACUUUUGCUUUAGCACACUGACAGGAUCUGGCUCAGACAAGCGAAGGCGUGUGCGUACCGAGCUGGCUUAGCUGAACAGCCAGGUCAUGUCUUUAAAGAUGGAGAUGGAUGUCAGUGGUGUGUCUAGGGCACCCAUAUCCGUGUUACCUGCAGCUGAGGUCAAAGCUACACUGAAGCCAGAGGUAGACAAACCACGCUGCUCCAGUACCCCCUGCUCACCCAUUAAAAACACAGUCUCAGGCUACCAGAUCCUCCACAUGAACUCCAACUACUUGGUGGGCUUCACCACUGGAGAGGAGCUUCUCAAACUGGCUCACAAGUGGUCCAGUCCAGAGAAGAGUGGCGCUGAGGCUCUGCCCAGCCCAAUGAAAAAGCCUGUGGAUUUGGGCUUGCACCGCGCCUCGCGCCUUUACAAAACCAAAAGCCGCUACUACCAGCCCUACGAUAUCCCCGCAAUCAACGGGCGCAGGAGGAGACGCAUGCCCAGCUCAGGCGAUGCCUGCUUCAGGUCCCUGGCGGUGGGGGAGCCCAGCAAGGCCCUGCAUGGCCCCCUACCCCUCUGCCUGCUCAAGGGUAAGCGGGCGCACUCCAAGUCCCUGGACUACCUCAACCUGGACAAGAUGAGUCUCAGGGAGCCAGCGGACACUGAGGUGCUGCAGUACCAGCUCCAGCAUCUCACGCUGCGGGGUGAGCGCAUGUUCACCAGGAACAAGACAUGAGCGCCUGCUCCUGGGCCACGCACACCCUUCGUCAGGCCCUGCCCUGCCCCUUGCCAAGAGGGAUUUGGCUGCUGUUUUGGGCCUCGUGUUUCUCCACUCAGAUCAUAGGCAGUCUCUGUAGUAAAGCGCCCAUAGGCCACUAAUGUUAUUUUAAGAACUGUUUGUUAACCAAAAGGUUCUAUGAGGUACUGUCUAGGCCCGACUAACUUAAACAUUAAUCUGUGAACAAAAGUUGUUUUAAUAGUGUGUGUGUCAAGGGGAUCCGUUUAUAUGAGGGUGAGGUCAUUCAGGAUUAGCAAUAAAUGAUAUGCUUAACAAUUGCUACUACUGUAUGUGCGUGUACGCCUGUGCUAAGGUCACAUACCUUUGUGUGAAAAUGCCUCUUUGCAAAAAUGUAUGUAUGCUCUGCACUGGAUCUCACUGU